Molecule: messenger RNA, 210 nt
Organism: Aphanomyces astaci
Lineage: Eukaryota; Oomycota; Saprolegniomycetes; Saprolegniales; Verrucalvaceae
Exons: 2
Coding region: 1-210 (69 amino acids)
Source: RefSeq, a predicted model, not a curated record
AUGACCAUCAACAAGUCCCAAGGCCAAUCGCUCAAAGUCAUGGGCUCCGACUUGGAAACUCCCUGCUUCUCUCACGGGCAAUUUGCCGUACAACCACCUCAGUUUGCGUUAGACAUGCCUACCCUCAUGUCGCACCGCAUCAUGCACGCAUUGCGCGACAUGAAUUCCUGUCGUGGACCCCACUACUAUGCGACACAACUCCACCUCUAA